Paralichthys olivaceus (Japanese flounder) is the source of this 3582-nucleotide messenger RNA. Its product is annotated as endothelin-3. Gene Ontology annotation, molecular function: endothelin B receptor binding; hormone activity. Gene Ontology annotation, biological process: intracellular calcium ion homeostasis; vein smooth muscle contraction; regulation of systemic arterial blood pressure by endothelin. NCBI's taxonomy places the organism in Eukaryota, Metazoa, Chordata, Actinopteri, Pleuronectiformes, Paralichthyidae. Gene Ontology annotation, cellular component: extracellular region. The record is from RefSeq and is a predicted model, not a curated record.
UAAAAGCUGAGUGGUAGCAGUGCAGCAGUGAUACUUCUGUCAGCAGGUAUCAGUGGAAUCACACAUGUGACGUCUCCAUCGGGACUUUCACUGCACUGAGAUCAACUGAAGAAGACACUCUGGACUUUAGGAGGUUUUAUCGCUCCUGUUUGUGAAUUUCAUUUUUUUUAAACAUUUUUAAUUUCUUAUGCUUUGUGUGUGAUGGCUAAUGUUUCAUCAUUUGAUGUGGGAGUUUUGUUCCUCAUCGUGGUGACAGCAUCUUUGGCAAACGGUUCUUCAUCGAGCAAAGAUGUGAGCCCGAGGGAGCAGGUGGAGGCGGCCAAGCUGGACGAGCUCGUUCCCGGUGGUGUGGACGACCUCGCCAGAGUUCCCUCUCCGGGUGAGGUGAAGCCGUGUCCUGCCUUUGAGCCGCCCAGGCCCAAGAGACGGGCGAAGAGGUGCACAUGUUACACCUACAAAGACAAGGAGUGUGUGUAUUACUGCCACCUGGACAUCAUCUGGAUCAACACGCCAGAGCACACUGUCCCGUAUGGUAUGUCCAGUUACCAGGGUUCGCUGCGUAUGAAGCGCUCCGCUGGCACUGAUCAGCAGAGGAGGAGGAGGAGGGACGCAGAGGCCCAGCGCUGCGUGUGCGCACGGCGGAACGACUCUGACUGCAGCAGCUUCUGCACGAACAGGCAGCAGAGGCGACACCUAGAAGCGCAAAAAAUACACAAGAGGAGAGCGACUCUGCGAACCGGCCCAGCAAGGAAACGGACAAACAGCAUUUGAACCUGCAUUUCUGCUGACAGACAUGUGUUUGUAGUGCGCUCAGUGACUCGUCGUCAGAUUGAUGGAUGAAUAGCCGCAAGAGCUGCUCGCACAAAAACUGAAAGUGAGCAGGGAGGCUAACAGAGAGCUCUCUCUGCCUCUGUCUGGCUGGUGCGGAUGAUGUUUUACAUUGACCUGUCACAAGAAGAUGGUUUAAGCGGCCAAUUUGUGUCGGCAGUAAAAAGACUUUGGAAGAGCGUGUUGCUCACACAUGUUUGUGCCACGUGGAUGUUGAGGCAAAUUCAUGAGCUGCUGACAGGUGACUCCACCAGCUCAACCAGUAUUGUUAAAACAUCACACAAAACACAUUUUACUAAAGUGUUUACUCCACAGGGCCAAUAUAUAGCCUGCCUUUCCGUGUCAGCGAGCCGUCACCCCCAGUAGCUCAGCAUUAUUAAAAAAAUAAAUUACAUGUGAUUGCAAAUUAUUUUGGUAAUAAGGUGGUUCCCUUGUGAAUGGAGCUGAACUGGUUUAGCCUUUCCAUGAGAUUUAAGGAUGGAUGGAAAAGUGGAUGCAAAAAUACACAAAACUCAACUAAGCUGAAUCUUGUGAAGGCUUGCAUAUAUAUGUGUUUAAGUAUAAAUAGACUAUAAAUUUUAUUUUUGUACAAUACCGAUAUGUACAAUUAAGGUGUAUAAUAAGAUGGUGUAUAUAGAAUUAUAUAUGUGACCAUGCUAAUCAACAGUCCUCUGUGGUAUAGAACCCAGUCAAGCAAAAAAUAGUGUAUCUUGCUGUCCAUUAAUGGUUUCAUCGUAUUUAUCUAAUGUCUUUUAAUGAUUGGACGUCAAUCAAUUCUUCAAUCAACCAACUGCACAAGAAAAUCAUAAUAAUGAAAACCUCAGGCAAGAGACCGUGGGUUGUUGGAAGUUGAGCAAUUCUGACUAAUGAAGACUUCUCCAGAAAUAGAGCCACAUGUGAUUCACCUUCAGUCUCAGAAAGAAGGAAGGACAUGGAUAUAUAUGGAGAAAUAUAAUAGCAAUAACUAGGGGUUGUGGAAUGACGUGACCGAAUGGGAAAUUUUCGACUAAUGUGUCAGACAUCUCUAUCCCCACCAUCAUUUAAACACAAAAUGAGGGAAUAUCUUUUGGGAGAAUGGUGUUCAUCGCCCCAGUAGAGUGCCAUGGCAGCCAACGUAACUAUGACACUCAAUGUUGGUUUUACCUGUAUCUGUAUCUUUAGCCUCUAUUUGUCCUGAAUGAUGCCAGCAUAUCUUAACACCACUCUUACAACAUGACACAACAUGUAGAUAUCCAGUAAACACUGAUAAUCUACAGAUUCGAAUGCAACUUUAUACCACUGCACUGGUGCUACCAGGAUGGCAGCAAUCUGGAAAAGUUUAUCACGUUGAUUCAAGCUGUAGAGUGUCUCAAGGAAUUAUGAUCAUCGUCUGUGGCAUUGUUCACUGCCAAUGCAGGAAGUAUUUUGGAUUCAUGAAGGGAGUAAAGAAGAGUUUGCAGCCGCAGUAAAACAGUUAAUGUUGGACUUUCUUCCCUCUAAUCAUAAGAAAAUGCUGCGUGUAGAGUUUCAGGUGAUGUGACUGGGGCUACCCGUCCAUACUUCUGUUUUAUUUUUGAAACACAUCAAUUGUGCUAUAAUAAGCCUGGCAUCCACAUUACUUGGAGCCACUAAGCAACGAAAUUUAAAAAAGCUGCUGGCCCCAUUUUGUUUUGAAAAGUCAGCGGCUGCGUUUCAUUCUGGAUGGCAAGAAACUGAGACAUUUGGAAACUAUGAUGUAGACACAACAGUUGAAUUCUACAUUUUUACAAUAAUACAACUGCUUACAUGUGAAGGACAGGGGCUACUAUUCAAACACUUUGCGACUAUUACUGUGUCCAGUAGAAAGCGCAUUUCUUCCUGUUUACUCUGGCAUGUGCAUGCCCAGUGUUCGUGGGUGAUCACAUGAUAUGUUUUUAGGCGUUUUAGUAUGGACGGGGAUUAUAUCAUAUAUGAAACCAAAAUGUGGACAUGGAUCAAUGAAAAAGUGUAGUGGUAUGAUGUAGCCUGGUUGUGUAGCACAUUGUAAUGUCAGAAAGGUGUCCCAUGUUAGGAGAGAGCACAGGUCAAGAGUGCGUUCUGCCAAUGCUUCUUCCAAAAGAGAGGCUUCAGAGGAAGGAAGAGAAGGAAAUCCAUAAACUCAAGUGACAUUUUCGAGUGAUAUUUAAAUUGUUGCAUAUGUGUUAUGUACUGUUGAAGUCUGUUGUUAAUAUACUGCUUGCAGAUAGAGGUUAUCAGUGGUGACAACAGUGGUACUUUCCAGCUGCCACUCUGUGAGGCCCUGUUCUCAGAACAGAGGUCUGGGUAAGUUCUCAGAAAAAAAAUCAGGAUUUUGUUUAUGCAGGAUCAUAUGUACAUCGCAUGUAAGAACUUCUUUGUAUGAUCCACCGUCAGGUUCACUGAAUGCAUGUUUCAUAUAACCACAAACAUACUUUUGGGUCUAAACCAAUCAACUGCUGAGAUUGUUCAAAUAUAUACCAUGUAUGGGUUGCUGAUAAGAAAGGAAUAGUGAAGCCCUCCUCUCAGUUCCAGCCUUAUAAAGGAGACGUAACCCUGAGAGCGAGGAUCUGAGGUAAAUCUCAGAGGAAGUUUAUGCAGAGGACUGAAGAAUCUGAGGGAGAAUAGCUAUGAGGAUUUAAGCACAAAUCACUUUCUUCUUUUUAUUUUUUUGUGCUUCACAUACAUUGAUAUUUAAUCUUUCAUAUAUUGUAAGACUUUAUAUUUGCCUUCUAUGCUAAAUAAACCUAAGUAGAUCAUUUUGAUCUAUUGAAACACAAA